Colletotrichum scovillei is the source of this 1561-nucleotide messenger RNA. RefSeq names its product VanZ like family protein. The transcript is spliced from 2 exons. Lineage: Eukaryota; Fungi; Ascomycota; Sordariomycetes; Glomerellales; Glomerellaceae. Bases 524 to 1171 code for a protein of 215 amino acids. The record is from RefSeq and is a predicted model, not a curated record.
AUCUUCCGCCCGGGCCACCUGAACCCGACCAAACCGGGCCCCCUCCAUCUGCUCCAAAAUCCUCGGGGGCCUACCCCUGUCCUCGAAGAAAGGUCCCGUAAGGUACCUUACGCAGUAAAGCCUGGGGUUGGGGGGCGCCACCACUGCUGCACAUCUCCUUCCGUCAGUGGGCUGAACUCCAUUUCGCGUUCCCGCAGCAGGACCAAAAAAAAAGCUCUCCCUCGCUCGCCCCGAUCCAGUCGCUUGGGAGCUCCGGCCAGCUGGACACCUCACCCUCGUCCGUGACGACCCCAUUACGAACAACCCUGGCCAGUUUUCCCUUUCAUCUUUGGGAAAGCAAACGCAUAACACGAACCUCGACCUCUCUCGUCUGCCAGCUAGUAGCUGAACGUCCUUACACACCUCCAUCACUCGAGCCGCCCAUAAUUGUUUCGAGACACUCCCAAAGCUUAGCCACCUUAGCUACCAUCGCAAGCUACCAAUCACACCACCAUCUGCAGCAGCUCCUGCAGGUCUCUUCAAAAUGCGGAUACGUUUGCCCUUUGCAGGCGUCUUCUUCGCCCUCCUCCUCGUCGCAGGCUACGCAGGCCUAACAACCCUCCAACUCGGCCAAUACGUAAACGACAAGGUCCUCCACUUCACAACCUUCUUCCUCCUCACCAUCGUCUUCUACUGGAUCCUCGACACCAACCGCCGCCGCACCCUCAACCUCACCCUCACCGUCUGCACCUUCAUCCUCGGCGUCGGCUCCGAGUUCCUCCAGGGCUUCCUCCCCAACGGCCGCGAGUUCGACUUCUACGACAUUGUCGCCAACGUCGUCGGCUCGCUCGCGGGCAUCGGCCUGUGCUCGUGGUACCACAAGCGCAUGCUCGAGCGCAAGCGCCGCACCAAGACGUACCAGGCUGUCCCCGGGGAGGACGAGGAGGACGUGGAGCUCGGUGAGGGACACGAGACUGGUGUUGUUGAGGCUAGUGGUGCGAGGGAUGGGGGUGCUGGUGUUGGUGUAGGUGCUAGCAGUGGAGGCAGGUCGCUUGAGGAGGAAGUGGACAAUUGGGAUGAGAACCAGGUGGAUGACUGGGAAGAGGAAGAUGGUGAUGGUGACAUCGGCGGAGUCAAGAGCAAGGAUAUGGAUACGGGAGAUAUUGGCGACUCCAAGAAGCGGGCUGAUUAAAGCUCUUUAGCAAGGAGGAAGCCAAGGAAACGAACGUGUGCGAUAUGACGGAUGAGCAUUGAGUUACGAUUUUUGGCGUUUAGGGAGGCCUUUCAUCCUAGCAGCGUGUUUCGUAAUAGAUAAAAUGACAUUCUUUCCCCUCAUCAUACUGUACAAAUCUCACUCUUGGAUCGAAGAGAGCAGAACACUAACGUGUGGCAGGGGGAGAGACGAAGAGUUUGAAACAAUGGCUAUGAUUUCUAGGGUAGACCAACAAAUUACCAAGACAGAAACGCCAACCCAGUAGCUUCGGCCAUAACUUUCUAUCGACUCAAAGUAUUGAAAUCUACAAACAUGCAGGCCCUCACCAGCCAAAGGCUUCAUUGUGCCAUACCACAUCCCGGCCCCUCA